Messenger RNA from Puccinia triticina, 2010 nucleotides. RefSeq lists its product as uncharacterized. The record is from RefSeq and is a predicted model, not a curated record. Gene Ontology annotation, biological process: transmembrane transport. Gene Ontology annotation, cellular component: membrane. NCBI's taxonomy places the organism in Eukaryota, Fungi, Basidiomycota, Pucciniomycetes, Pucciniales, Pucciniaceae. Bases 1 to 2010 code for a protein of 669 amino acids. The transcript has 6 exons.
AUGGCAGAGGAGCAAGUUCGUUCGCUAGAUGGAUUCAGCAUAUUCGGCUUGAUCAUCGUUCUUCUGGCUAUGGUCCCCGUGUUGUUCCCGAUUCGAAUUGGCCUUGGAGAGUCGUUAACGGGUGCAUUGAAGAAGUUGGCCAUCGGGUGUCGAUUGGUUGGCCCUCCCUCAGAGUCGCAAGCUGCUGCUACAUCCACACAGCCCCCCAGCCCAACCACUGCGGCAAAUUGGCAGCUCGUAUUGAACCUAACCACCUCACCUCCAAUCGCAGUACUCAUCCUGCUCGCAACCACCACGAUCAAUGGGGGAGUCAUCCGGAGCGGAAUCGUCGGCGAGGGCGACAGCAAACCCUAUGAUGUACUUGUCCUGUUUAUCUCACUGGCUUAUAUCGCGACCGCACUUGACUCAACGGGCGCUUUGAGAAGUUUGGCAUUCCUCGUCUCGAAUCACACGAGCGGGUCCGGCCCACAACUGUACUUUGUUUUGUACUGUUUCUUCUUCGUCUUUGGAGUGAUCUUUGGUAACGACCCGAUCAUUCUCUCGGGCACUGCAUUCUUAACGUAUUUCUUGAAGCAUUGCGGGGUCACCAAUCCCACCGCAUGGAUCUUCAUGGAGUUUGUUGCUUCUAAUGUCGCGAGUGCUGUCCUGGUGAGCAGUAACCCAACUAAUGUCCUGCUUGCCCAAGCUUUUGACUUGAACUUUUUGACGGGGUUUACAAAAUUCACCAUCAUUCCUUCCCUGGUUUCGGCUAUUGUGGGAUACAUCUUGCUCUAUGCGCUCUUCAAAUCUCUGACAGUCAGCGAAACCCACAUCAGUUCAUCGCCUCUGCCCGAGGGAGAGGGCAAAUUUCCAAUAAGCCAAUCGCCCGAACACGCCAUUAAGAGCAGGCUAGCGCCAUUCAGCGUAACCAGGAUCCUUCAGCUUCCGAAAGCGAUGUUCCGAGCAAUCCCACGAGCCAACUACAUUCCCGAUAAAUUGAAUCAACCGAUCGUGAAUCCACGCUCGGUACUAGUUGACCCACAAGGUGCAUUUUUCCAUGGAACGUUAAUGAUCACUACGUUGCUCCUUUUGGUUGGGGUGACUUUCAUCAAGACUGCCUCGGUUUGGCAUGUGACUAUGCCAGCAGGCAUCCUGGCUUUGAUCCGAGACAUUAUUUGGGAUCUUCGAUCGCAAAGCCGGAAGUCGAGCCCCGUCGAAGAACACGAACUCGAGCAAGAUCUGGGUCGCCUUCCACCUGCUGAAGGAUUAUCCAAAACUGUUCAAGAAGAUCAGCUGCCCCGAAAGAGCGACGACGCGUCUAUCCCUAUCGCUCAACCGAAGCGACCUGACCCUCUUCAUCUUACCGGGAAUGUUAAGCAGGCAAUUGAUCAACCUGUUCAAGCAAAUGAGCUUGCGACUCUCUACUCGGUUCCUCCAACCAAGCCUUCAUCACAGCAAGACACACGGUGGAAUCUCGCUGGAUUUGCGGCCGACUUAGCGCGACGGUUUCCGUGCACCUCAAGGACAAUUGAACAUUUGCCAUUGCCCUUGUUGCCGUUCGCUAUCGCGAUGUUUAUUCUAAUCAGCUCCUUGAGUCAUUUGGGCUGGGUGACUGUCUUCGCUCGCUGGCUUGCUUCCGUUUGCACGACUCCAGCUCGGGCAGUUUAUAUUAUUGGCUUGCUAGGCAGCAUGGUAUUAUGCCCUUUUAUGGGCACUAACAUUGGAGCGACAAUAUUAAUGGUAAAUGUGAUCUCAGAUCCGCACUUCAGAAUGAACUCUCGAGUGAUUGAAGAUCCGAGGAUCCUCACAUCGGCGAUCUUUGCGACUGCAAUGUCGUCGAAUAUUGGUGCCUUUAGCUUGACAAUCCCUUCCUCUUUAGCCGGCUUGUUAUGGCGCCAAAUCCUCCAGCAAAAGAGUAUUUUGAUCCGCAAUCGGGAUUUCCUGGGUUGGAAUCUCUUGCCCGUUCUAGUUCUCAGUUUGGUCUCCUUAACCAUCGUUUUUGUCGAAGUCAUGUUUAUUUUCAAGGUUUAA